GGGCGUCGGCCUCGGCGGUUGGGUUUGAAAGCGGCGGUUGGAAAAUGGCGGCGGAGGAGAAGCGGCAGCAGCUGCCGUCGAGGUGGCGGGGAGCGGGAGCCUGCUCUCGGCUUCAGGAGUCAGAAUGCCGAAGACAGCAGCUUGAAGCCUAUCUCUCCAGAAAAGGCAAGCUGAAGAAGCCAGCUCCCAAUGCCAGGUACUACUUAGGAGACAGGACGAACCGGAAAGUCCAGCUGGCGGCGACGGCUGCUGCACCCUACCCCCGGUGUAACCAGAAGGGGAAUCUGAAAGCUGGCCCUCUGGCCAAACCAGCCAAAUACAAAGGGACCGGUCACCUCACAUCAUCGAACCGUGCCAACACAGUGGCUACCAGGUCCGAAACUCAACCCGAGGCGAAAACCUCUGAAGCCGAGCAGACCCUCGCCAAAGCUCUUCCUGCCUUUUCCCGAGGGAGAAUCCCCAGCGAGGAGACAGCCUCCGCUUUGUUCCCAGCGGAGUCAAAUCCCGCCAACAACCAAGCUGCUGCUGGUCAGAAUGCCGUUUCGGGACAAUGCCCCACAGUCUGCGCUAAAAGCGGCCCUCACGUAGACGGCCAAGAGACCGCAGUGGGCACAGCUCCCAAUGCUGGGCACUCUGCCGGCGUGGCUUCCGCUAAACCUUCUCCAGACCAGGCAGGUCAACCACGGGUCAGCACGUCAAAGGACAAUGCUUCAUAUAAUCCAAUAUGGGCUAUAGGCGUAGUCAGAGCGGCCUCCCGUGCAGCGAAACCUGCAGGGUUGGUGAAACCAGGCCCCAGUGCAGCGAAGCCUACAGGAUUGGCCAAACCAGGCCCCAACGCAGCGAAGCCUACAGGAUUGGCCAAACUAGGCCCCAAUGCAGCAAAACCUGAAGGGUUGACAAAACUAGGCCCCAAUGCGGCGAAACCAGGCUCCAAUGCCGCAAAACUAGGCCCCAAUGCGGCAAAACCAGUCUCCAAUGCCGCGAAACUAGGCCCCAAUGCUGCAAAAUCUGCAGGGUUGGCGAAACUAGGCCCCAAUGCAGCAAAACCUGCAGGAUUGGUGAAGCCAGGCCCCAAUGCGGCAAAUUCAGGCCCCAAUGCAGCAAAACCUGCAGGAUUGGUGAAGCCAGGCCCCAAUGCGGCAAAUUCAGGCCCCAAUGCAGCAAAACCUGCAGGAUUGGUGAAGCCAGGCCCCAAUGCGGCAAAUUCAGGCCCCAAUGCAGCAAAACCUGCAGGAUUGGUGAAACCAGGCCCCAGCACCGCGAAACUUGCGGGUUUGGCAAAGCCAGUUGCCAAUGCAGCGAAAGCUACAGGAUUGGUGAAACCAGGCCCCAGCACCGCGAAACUUGCAAGGUUGGCAAAGCCAGUGGCCAAGGCAGCGGAACCUGUGAGUGCGGUGAUUGUACAAAAGCAGUUGAUAGAUGCCGAGCCGGUGAAGAACAAUGACUACCAGAGCUUGAGUAAAUCUGCACGACGGGCACCAAGCACCACAACCAAGCCAGCGAAUGGGGCGAGUCCGACUGGAAACCAGCCGGGGCCAAUCUGGCAGCCUUUCACAAGGUCUGUUCCCAAAGCACGUCCUGCUUUGUGGACCGCGCCCAGGAACACGAGGGGCAGGAGAGGAGCAGUACAGAGCGCGAGCAAGUUAGUAAUCAGCACGGCCAAACAUCGGGGAGCUGAAAGCACUGUUCGCAAAUCAGCAAAAGGACAGGAUGAGAGGAGGAGACUCCUGGACGAGUGGUUGGCGUCCAAAGGGCGGACCUACAAACGGCCGCCCAUGCCCACUCCCUUCACCAGGUCGGCGCAGUCGGUGAAGAAGAAUUUGGAGCUGUCCUUCUGGGAGGCGAUUGAGGAGGAGGAGCAGGACGAGCAGCGGGGGCUCCAGGCCCGGGUGGAUCAGGCGCUGGACGGCUGCCUGCAGUUACUGCAGAAGGGUUCCCCUCCCGAGGAAGUGGCAGCAGCGCUGCUGGCUGUCCCGGAACGGGAGCGGUUCGCCAAGUUCUGGAUCUGCCGGGCCCACUUGCUGGAGAGGACCGGUCCGAUGGAAGCUGUCAUCGCACUGUUCGAGGAGGCCGUGCACAGCGGGGCGCAGCCCGUCGAAGAGUUGCGGUCUGCCCUGGUCGAAGCCAUCAUGAGGAACGCGAGCGCUCUGUCGGCCUCUGCAGGGGCUGUAACCUCUGGGGCUUCAGAUGGAGAAGCUGACAAAUGCACUGUGGGAGACGAGCAUGACACUGGAGGCGAAGAGACGGAUGGGUUCAGAGAAGGUCUCGCCACGGUCACGCCACACUCGAGGAUUCCUCGUGAGAGAGCGGGCUCGUCAGUGGUCAAGUACCGAGUCACCACAACGCCCCAAGUGCACCGCAGGAAGGAAGUGGCGGAGCAAAUGCGGUCGCUCGGGAAGCAGGAGGUGCGGUUCGUCACCCCGGUUCGCCGGUCUGUCCGUAUCGAGCAGGCCUCUACCUCCUACCCGGAGGGGCUGAGGGAGUGGGACCACUGUGUCACCUCACUGAACCAGCUACUAGCUGUGGAGGAGACAGAGACCUUCAUCUACCAGGAGAACCGGGCUUUGCUGGAGGAAAUGACCAAGAUUUGAAGGACUCAUGUAUGCACUUCACCUAUAAAUAAGCUUGUUAUAUAUUCAAAAUGUACAUUAUUUUAAUCACUUAGAGUUGUAAAAAAAACACUAGCUGUAUCUAUGUCAAAUGUCCCCUGUAUGUUAACAAACACCAUCAUUCGGUAAAUGCACAUUUUUCGCUGUUGGGAAUGUUAUAUUUCUCUGCCCUGGUGUAAUAUUAACUCUGCGCUCCGACAAUAAACAUCGGAAAGUCUUUCUA
Hemiscyllium ocellatum (epaulette shark) is the source of this 2832-nucleotide messenger RNA. RefSeq names its product cytoskeleton-associated protein 2-like. The record is from RefSeq and is a predicted model, not a curated record. Lineage: Eukaryota; Metazoa; Chordata; Chondrichthyes; Orectolobiformes; Hemiscylliidae. The transcript is spliced from 10 exons. Bases 45 to 2591 code for a protein of 848 amino acids. Gene Ontology annotation, cellular component: cytosol; mitotic spindle; centrosome.